CCAUGUCGGAUCCAAUCCUUCCUUCGAACUCUCCGAACCAGCCUAUGUCCGACAAUCCAGCUUCCGACGGCGGCGACCCUAUUCAGGAGGACCCUCUUCUAAAAUCUGGCAGUUUCAUUGAGCCAACUUUCAAAGAUGACCACCCAGCGCGAAACGGCGAUGUGCAAAGCCCUAAUCCCCUGCAUGAAGCUGAACCAUCCUCCGCACAAUCGAAGCGCCCUUUCAAACCUGUCUCUGCGCCGGAGAGGCCGGAUUGGCUGCCGGAAGGUUGGGGAUUUGAUUUCAGGAUCCGAAACUCCGGUGUCUCUGCAGGGACGUAUGAUAGGUACUACAUCGAUCCUGUUUCAAAUCGACGAUUUAGGUCAAAAAAGGAAGUGGAGCAUUACCUCGAGACAGGAAUGCUCAAACGACCAACUUUAGACACAGCAGGAAAUACCCCUACGAGCAACCGUAAAAGCCAAAAAGGGAAGAAUAUAAAAAGAUCUGAUGAAGGGAGCUUUGAUAAAAUGAAUGUGCCUGAUCAAAUUAGAUGGUCACUAACUGAUGCAUCCAAUGACAAGUGGUGUGCAUUUAGUGAGAAUGAAACUAUAGUACCGGAAUCCACAACCAAUGUUUGGCAAGCUUAUUAUUUAUUUGCUGCUAACAAAUAGUUGUGAGUGAGUUUAAACUCUUCAAAAAUCUUGUAUCAAUGUUUUAUGGAUUGACUUAG
Molecule: messenger RNA, 709 nt
Organism: Impatiens glandulifera
Lineage: Eukaryota; Viridiplantae; Streptophyta; Magnoliopsida; Ericales; Balsaminaceae
Product: methyl-CpG-binding domain-containing protein 5-like
Exons: 3
Coding region: 3-650 (215 amino acids)
Molecular function (GO): DNA binding
Source: RefSeq, a predicted model, not a curated record